Messenger RNA from Drosophila mojavensis, 993 nucleotides. RefSeq names its product malignant T-cell-amplified sequence 1 homolog (gene MCTS1). Lineage: Eukaryota; Metazoa; Arthropoda; Insecta; Diptera; Drosophilidae. Gene Ontology annotation, biological process: formation of translation preinitiation complex. Gene Ontology annotation, molecular function: RNA binding. The record is from RefSeq and is a predicted model, not a curated record. The transcript is spliced from 4 exons. Bases 99 to 647 code for a protein of 182 amino acids.
CAUGUGGCAACUCCGGUGUUUUGACAAAUUCAUAUAUUGUGCUUGCCGCUAUACGGUCACAUUCAACCAGCUGCAGUCAUUAAAGCAAGUUUCUCAAAAUGUUCAAAAAAUUCGAGGAAAAGGACAGCAUCUCAUCGAUUCAACAACUCAAAUCGUCCGUACAGAAAGGCAUACGUACAAAACUAUUGGAGGCAUAUCCAAAACUAGAAACGCACAUUGAUUUAAUAUUACCCAAAAAAGACUCGUAUCGCAUUGCCAAAUGCCAUGAUCACAUCGAACUGCUGCUAAAUGGUACCGGCGAGCAGGUAUUCUUUAGACACCGGGACGGUCCAUGGAUGCCGACAUUGCGUUUGCUGCACAAAUUCCCAUACUUUGUUACCAUGCAGCAAGUGGACAAGGGUGCAAUCCGUUUUGUUUUGAGCGGCGCCAACGUCAUGUGUCCUGGCUUAACAUCGCCGGGCGCCUGCAUGACGCCGGCGGAAAAGGGCACAGUUGUUGCCAUCAUGGCUGAAGGCAAGGAGCAUGCGCUAGCAAUUGGACUACUCACGCUUUCCACGGAAGAUAUCUUGAAGAAAAACAAAGGCGUCGGCAUUGAGACAUAUCAUUUCCUCAAUGAUGGUCUCUGGAAAUCGAAACCCGUGAAGUAGAAUGGCUAGCAUGGCUAGUUGAUAGAGCUGUGGCAGCGCCUCGUCAGGCAUUCGUGUCCUACUAAAUAGUCUUCGAGAGCAAAAGAAUGUUUUUGAUUUUUUUUUUUUUUUUUGCGCAUAUUAAGCAUUUGAAAGAGCAUUGUAUUUAAUAUUUUUGUAAUUUUAAAUGCGAGUUAAAUUAUUUUAAAUCAAUUCGAAAUAUAUACAAUUGAAGUGCACUCAAAUGCCAAAAGGCGUGCGCAUUCACUUGCGCACUCAGCGGUUGGCGAAACCACCUGUGGCAAUGACCCUGGCGUUGGUGGUCAGGGCUGUCAUUGGGGAUGGUUGUUGCACAAAUUUGACCAGA